Messenger RNA from Manihot esculenta (cassava), 2090 nucleotides. Its product is annotated as laccase-17. The transcript is spliced from 6 exons. Gene Ontology annotation, molecular function: copper ion binding; hydroquinone:oxygen oxidoreductase activity. NCBI's taxonomy places the organism in Eukaryota, Viridiplantae, Streptophyta, Magnoliopsida, Malpighiales, Euphorbiaceae. Gene Ontology annotation, biological process: lignin catabolic process. The record is from RefSeq and is a predicted model, not a curated record. The coding region runs from base 104 to 1843 and encodes 579 amino acids. Gene Ontology annotation, cellular component: apoplast.
AUACACAAAGAUUACGACCAUUGAUCAAUACACUCUCACAAACAAGCAUUUUCUUCCACCACCCACUUGCUCUCUGCAUCCUUUUCUCUGAAAAACAAAGAAAAUGGGUGCUUCUCUUCUUCCAAAAAAGCCAGCUUUUCUCUUCUCAUUCAUCACUUUCUGUCUCAUUUUCCAGCCUGCCUUUUGCAUUACCAGGCACUACAAGUUUGAUAUCAAGUUGCAAAAUGUAACUCGCUUGUGCCACAGCAAGACAAUGGUAACUGUAAAUGGGAAGUUUCCUGGACCUCGAAUUGUAGCUAGAGAAGGUGACCAACUUCUCAUAAAAGUGGUGAACCAUGUCCAAAACAACAUCUCUCUUCAUUGGCAUGGAAUUAGGCAGCUUCAAAGUGGGUGGGCUGAUGGACCAGCAUAUAUAACUCAAUGCCCUAUUCAAACUGGGCAGAGCUAUGUUUACAAUUAUACAAUAAUUGGGCAAAGAGGCACGCUUUGGUGGCAUGCUCAUAUUUCUUGGCUAAGAUCUACAGUCUAUGGUCCUAUUAUAAUUCUACCAAAGCUUGGUGUCCCUUACCCAUUUGCUAAGCCUUACAAGGAAGUCCCCAUCAUUUUUGGAGAGUGGUUUAAUGCAGACACUGAAGCAAUCAUUAAGCAGGCCUUACAAACAGGUGGAGGCCCAAAUGUUUCUGAGGCCUACACAAUCAAUGGGCUUCCAGGCCCAUUAUACAAUUGCUCUGCCAAUGAUACAUUUAAGCUAAAAGUGAAGCCUGGCAAGACAUACAUGCUCCGAAUGAUCAACGCUGCGCUCAACGACGAGCUCUUCUUCAGUAUAGCAAACCACACACUCAUAGUCGUUGAUGUUGAUGCUGUUUAUGUUAAACCUUUUGAAACUGAGAUUUUGCUGAUUGCACCAGGACAAACCACUAAUGUUCUUCUUAAAACCAAACCCAAUUUCCCUAAUGCCACAUUUUUUAUGACUGCUAGACCUUAUGUGACUGGGCUAGGCACUUUUGACAAUUCUACUGUGGCAGCCAUUUUAGAAUAUGAACCAUCAUCAUCAAGAACAAUCCAUUCAAGCCUUUCUAUUAAAAAGCUUCCACUCUAUAAGCCAGCUCUGCCUCCUCUCAAUGACACUGCCUAUGCCACCAACUUCACAAAUAAACUCCGUAGCUUGGCAAGUGCACAAUUCCCAGCCAAUGUGCCUCAAAAAGUUGACAGGCAAUUUUUUUUCACAGUAGGCCUAGGAACCAAUCCUUGCCCAGCUAACCAAACCUGCCAGGGUCCAAAUGGAACCAUGUUUUCUGCUACAGUUAACAAUAUGUCCUUUACAAUGCCAACCACAGCUUUACUCCAAUCACACUUUUUUGGCCAAUCAAAAGGUGUUUACACUCCUGAUUUUCCAGUUAAUCCAAUAAUACCCUUUAACUAUACUGGUAACCCACCAAAUAAUACCAUGGUCAGCAAUGGCACCAAGCUAGUAGUUCUUCCUUUUAACACUAGUGUGGAGCUAAUCAUGCAGGACACUAGCAUUCUUGGUGCUGAGAGUCACCCUCUUCACUUGCAUGGAUUCAAUUUCUUCGUUGUCGGUCAAGGUUUUGGGAAUUUUGAUCCGAAUAAAGACCCUGCAAAGUUCAAUCUUGUUGAUCCUGUUGAGAGGAACACUGUAGGUGUCCCCUCUGGUGGGUGGGUUGCAAUAAGGUUCCUUGCUGAUAACCCAGGAGUAUGGUUCAUGCAUUGCCAUCUGGAAGUGCAUACAAGCUGGGGAUUGAAAAUGGCUUGGGUUGUUUUGGAUGGAAAGCUUCCCAAUCAGAAGUUGCAUCCUCCACCAGCUGAUCUUCCCAAGUGUUGACAUUUGAGCUACCCAUGAAUUUUAUCUUCUAACUGCUCAUGAUAUUUUCCCCUUCUGUUUUUAUUUUUUUAACCCAGUUUUUAUAUUCUUUGGCACUUUUGUCAUUGUUUUACCUUGAAGCAAAUUAUUGUUCAAUAACUAUUUUCAUUACCAUUUACCCAUGUGGAGUUGACGAAAGAAAUGGACAAUUUUUGUAACAUAAUAUGUAUUGUGAGACAUCUGAAUAAUAUAUUAGAUUGUUCUUUUC